This is a messenger RNA of Pelodiscus sinensis (Chinese soft-shelled turtle), 2985 nucleotides long. RefSeq names its product peptidase domain containing associated with muscle regeneration 1 (gene PAMR1). Lineage: Eukaryota; Metazoa; Chordata; Testudines; Trionychidae. Gene Ontology annotation, biological process: proteolysis; complement activation. The record is from RefSeq and is a predicted model, not a curated record. Gene Ontology annotation, cellular component: extracellular region. Gene Ontology annotation, molecular function: serine-type endopeptidase activity; calcium ion binding.
AGGUAGUUCCCCUCUGGUGAUGAUGGGAGUGAGCAGAGGUCUGAAAUCCGAGAUCCCUCGCAGCCUGGACUUGGUGAGGUCCCAGUAAAAGCAGCUUGCCGGCUAUCCCUCUUCCUGAGCAGUCACUCCGUUGCACUGGCCUGGGCAGCAUGGAGCUAGCCCCCUGGACUCACAUAGGACUCACCCUCCUCCAGCUCCUUUUCAUCUCCUGCUUGCCAAGAGAAUACACAGUGAUCAAUGAAAACUGCCCUGGAGCUGAAUGGAAUAUCAUGUGUCGGGAGUGCUGUGAAUAUGACCAGAUCCAAUGCGUCUGUCCGGGCGGGAAAGAAAAAGUGGGCUACACCAUUCCCUGCUGCAGGAAUGAGGAAAACGAGUGUGACUCCUGUUUAAUCCACCCAGGCUGCACCAUUUUUGAGAACUGCAAGUCCUGCCGCAACGGCUCCUGGGGUGGAACGCUAGACGACUUCUAUAUCAAAGGGAUCUACUGUGCGGCGUGCAGAGCAGGCUGGUACGGAGGGGACUGCAUGAGUUGCGGGCAAGUUCUUCAGGCUUCCAAGGGUCAGAUUUUGCUGGAGAGCUACCCACUGAAUGCACACUGUGAAUGGACCAUUCAUGUUAAACCUGGGUUUAGCAUCGAAUUAAGGUUUGCCAUGCUGAGCCUGGAGUUUGACUACAUGUGCCAGUAUGAUUACGUGGAGAUCCGUGAUGGGGACAAUGUAGAUAGCAGGAUAAUUAAGCGCUUCUGUGGCAACGAUAGGCCCCCUCCAAUACGAAGCACUGGGACUUCACUCCAUGUUCUUUUUCAGUCUGAUGGAUCCAAGAACUUUGAUGGGUUUCAUGCUAUCUUUGAAGAAAUUACAGCUUGCUCUUCAUCUCCAUGUUUUCAUGAUGGAACAUGUAUCCUUGAUAAAGCUGGUGCCUACAGAUGUGCUUGUCUAGCAGGCUAUACCGGGAAUCACUGUGAAAGCUUGGUGAUGUGUAGGACUCCAGGUGCUCCUGCUCAUGGUAUUGUGGAAGGAGAUGACUUUAAAUACGGGGCCCAAGUUUACUUCAAGUGCAACGCAGGUUACAACUUAAAAGGCAGCCGUGUUGCCUACUGUCAGCUUGAUGGGAGUUGGUCAACACAUCAUCCUGAAUGUGUUCUACAUGAAAAAAACUGCUCAGACCCUGGUGGCCCAUUCAAUGGCUACAGAAAAGUGGUGGAAGACACUGGGCUAAUGAACGGACGCUAUGCAAAAAUCGGCACAGUCAUUGCUUUCUUUUGUAACAAUUCAUAUGUUCUAAGUGGUAAUGAGCAGAGGACCUGCCAAGACAAUGGAGAGUGGUCAGGGAAACAACCAAUCUGCAUAAAAGCCUGCAGAGAGCCAAAGAUCUCUGACCUGGUGAGACAGAAAGUGCUUCCAAUGCAGGUUCAAUCAAGGGAGACGCCUUUGCAUCAGCUCUACUCUUCUGCAUUCAGCAAACAGAAGCUUGAAGUAUAUCCAACCAAGAAGCCAAUGCUACCCUUUGGAGACCUGCCUCCAGGGUAUCAGCAUUUGCACACUCAGCUUAAGUAUGACUGCAUUUCUCCCUUUUACCGACGGCUGGGAAGCAGCAGGAGGACCUGUCUAAAGUCAGGAAAAUGGAGUGGGCGGGCUCCCUCAUGUGUGCCAAUCUGUGGAAAAGCAGAAAACAUCACUCUUCAAAAGACUUCAUCUAUUCGAUGGCCCUGGCAAGCAGCCAUCUAUCGGAAAGCCAAUGGGGUGAAGGAGGUCAGCCUACGAAAGGGGGCAUGGAUCCUGAUCUGCAGUGGAGCCCUGGUGAACGAGCGCACCGUGGUCGUGGCAGCUCAUUGUGUCACUGACUUGGGGAAGAUCACUGUCCUUAAGACAGCAGAUCUCAAAGUGGUCUUGGGAAAAUUCUACAGGGACGAUGACCGAAAUGAGAAGACCAUCCAGAACUUACGGAUAUCUGCCAUCAUAGUGCACCCAAACUACGAUCCCAUAUUGCUUGAUUCUGACAUGGCCAUCAUAAAACUUCUGGACAAAGCCAAAAUCAGCAGCCAUGUUCAACCCAUUUGCCUUGCAUCUGCUCAUGAUUUGGACCCAUCCACAGAGGAUUUAAAAAUAGUGAUUACAGGCUGGAAGAUACUGGCUGACGUUAAGGAUCCCAGCUACAAGAAUGAUACAAUUCGCAUGGGAGCUGUUCAGAUGGUGGACUCGCUGUUGUGCGAGCAGAAGUAUGAGGAUAAUGGAAUCCAGGUCAUCAUUACUGACAGCAUGUUCUGUGCCAGGCAGCACCCCACUGCCUUUUCUAAUAUCUGCCCAGCUGAGACUGGAGGGAUUGCAGCCAUAACUUUGCCAGGAAAAGCAUCUCCUGAACUAAAAUGGCACCUGAUGGGAUUAGUAAGCUGGGGCGACGAUAAAACUUGCAGCCUAGAACUCUACACUGGCUAUACCAAGGCAAUUCCAUUCAAGGACUGGAUUGAGAAGAACAUGAAAUAAAAAGCUGCUUCUGGAAAUGGCCUUUUAUAAGUUUCAUAGUUUCUCUCACAAUCUCUACUGCUUUAGGGUUCUCUUCCCAAAGAUGAGCCGCAUUUAGGAUACGAUUAAAGCAGAUAACCUGGCAACUUGUCACAGGCUCUGCUGUUCAGGGAGGCCACCUUAAUUUCAAUACAGGCUCUCUCUGCGUGAGGGGUUUUGACAUGUCUCAGCCUUGCCUGCCUGCCUAGAUGGGAAGAGGGUGGUCGGCUCUUGAGUUUGACACUCAGACGCAGGACAAGGGGUAAUGGCUGAAUUCAGUCUGUGGGUUUAUAGUCAGUUGAAUAAAUGGAUCUGUUUGCAUUCCAUGCAGGAGCAGAAGUCAGAGAAUUCAGAGGCUGGAAAGAGUAUCCCGAAGUAAUUACUAUGGAUGAGUUUGUUCUGGUGUAUUCUCUGCAUUGCCAUAGUAUGAUGUAUUCUUUCCCCCUCCUGAGUACUGUACACAUUAAACAAAGGUUUGUUUUUU